AUGUCCGAGCCAAGCAUGUCGCAGAACGAGCCGUCGAAUGGCGUCGAAACGGCGCAGCAGACGGAGGAGGAACGGCUGGCCGCGUUGAAAGCAAAAGUGCAGGAGAUGGAGCAGGAGACCGCGAAACUGCGCGAGCUCCAGCAGCAAAUAAACGAGGAGGGUGCAGACCCGAACGUGUCGAUGGAGGACGCGGACUCGCAGCUGGAUUUUGCAGAGCGCGAGGCCAUCGACUCGCGGUCGAUAUAUGUGGGCAGCGUGGACUACGCGGCGACGCCCGAGGAGCUGCACAGCCAUUUCCAGGACGUGGGCAGUAUCAAUAGAAUCACGAUCCUGACCGACAAAUACACGGGCAACCCGAAAGGGUUUGCGUACAUUGAGUUUUCGGAGCCUGCGCUGGUGCAGAAGGCGAUCGACGAGAAGAACAGGUCGCUUUUUAGAGGCCGGGAGCUCAAGAUCAGCCCGAAAAGAACAAACCUGCCUGGAAUGGGCAGCAGGGGCCGCGGCCGCGGGCGAGGCGGGCCCAGAGGCAGGGGCGCGUUCAGAGGCAGAGGCAGAGGAUUCCGGGCCAGGGGCAGGGGCGGUUUCAGACCGUACUAG
This is a messenger RNA of Ogataea angusta, 597 nucleotides long. RefSeq lists its product as uncharacterized. The record is from RefSeq and is a predicted model, not a curated record. Lineage: Eukaryota; Fungi; Ascomycota; Pichiomycetes; Pichiales; Pichiaceae. The coding region runs from base 1 to 597 and encodes 198 amino acids. Gene Ontology annotation, molecular function: RNA binding. The transcript has a single exon.